Molecule: messenger RNA, 582 nt
Organism: Dermacentor andersoni
Lineage: Eukaryota; Metazoa; Arthropoda; Arachnida; Ixodida; Ixodidae
Source: RefSeq, a predicted model, not a curated record
CGCAGGUUUCCUAUGGGCGACCAUCCUCAUCUAACUGCAAUAGCGCUGGUGUUAUGGCUCGUUUGCAAGGCGGACACAUCGCAUGGAACCAGGGCGGCUUGGGCUGCACUAGAUGCCGGGACUCAGAAGCUCCUCAUACGAGACGGAAAACCACAGAAAGCGGACUUUUCCUCCGAAUCCAAAUACGUUCCCGUCGCGUGGGGGACCUUUAGGAAUGACAUCAACGAAACAGGGUGGUCGUACCUCCAGAUUGAAUCCAACGAACGGGUUCCAGACGAGCUCCAAGCUUACGCUGCCGGUGCUGUCGAGGCGCACCUUACGCGGCGGCUGAUGGAGUACCACUGGAUAAAUAUGUUCGGACGGUACUGCGAAGACCAGGCAACGUACUGUGACAAGCUCGCGCAGUUCUUCACAGAAAACUUGAAGUAUUCUCAAGAGCAACAGCACCUUCUAAGGAAGAAUGACUCCUUCUGGAACAUGGUGCAUCUUCAAAUGAAGCAGCUGGCAGGCCUCAGCGAUGCCUUCGAAAACAAGCAGCUUGAUUUUUGCAGUGAAAUUUCCAGUGCUUCAAGAAUGGUGUAA